Molecule: messenger RNA, 333 nt
Organism: Heterotrigona itama
Lineage: Eukaryota; Metazoa; Arthropoda; Insecta; Hymenoptera; Apidae
Source: the annotation of a GenBank genome assembly
AUGGAACUGUACUGUAAAUAUAAAAUAAUGCACUUUAGAAAACGCUCUGACAUAGAAAAUGCUAUCAUUGCAUCUAUGAAUAUUGAUUUUAUGUCAUAUAAUCAUACGUUUUUAACAUAAUAUUUUCACUUUUUAAAAUAACUUUGAUAUAAAAAGUAUUUAAUAAUCGUUAUUUGUGAAUUUUUUAAUGAUAUUGAUUUAAUAGCUUCAAUAAGUAGUAUUAUUAAAGUGUAUAUAAAGAUAAAAAUAAUUUUUUAUAGCAUAGAAUUAGAUAAAAUCUUUCUUAUUAAACCUUACACUAUAAAAUAUAUUAUAUAUAUGGAUGAAGGUAAC